Messenger RNA from Histoplasma capsulatum G186AR, 459 nucleotides. RefSeq lists its product as uncharacterized. Lineage: Eukaryota; Fungi; Ascomycota; Eurotiomycetes; Onygenales; Ajellomycetaceae. The record is from RefSeq and is a predicted model, not a curated record. The transcript has a single exon. The coding region runs from base 1 to 459 and encodes 152 amino acids.
AUGCCACGGCCUCCUAACUAUUCCCGGGAUUUAGGCCACUUCCCAGGUUUGCCGAACCAGCCCAAGCGCCCAAAAACACCACAGGAUUGCCUUCCCAACCAUCCUGAUAGGUUGGUUCGCUACUGCGUGGAGGUGGUGUUGAAUCAGGUGACCUUCAAAGACCUAAUUACUGUUGUCGAUACCCUUCAAAUUCUUCAAUCAACCAUUUCAAAAGGCCCGAGUACCCUCUUAUUUCUUCCGAGUAUUGGUAUAUCCUCCUGUCAGCUAGGUGGAGAUGCCGGUAAUCAGGAAUUCGUUCUGAUAGUACUGGUCAUCAUACUGGUACUAGUGUUUGCUCAAACCACCAGCAUCGGCCUGAUUUGGCGUCCUUCCACCUUUCUAUCACAACCUGAUUUUACAAGGGCGCAUGUGAUCGAUUGCCGAAUAUAUGGCUUCAAAAUUCAGUUCUGGAAAGUUUAG